CGGAGUCACUCACCAUUUUGCUUCUUUCCCCUUUGGUUCCGCCAUCAAGCAAGUCUGAAUCCCACUGUCUCAAGGAGCUCCUAGAGAGAGGAUCCUAUCAUCAGUAGGCAAUGGAUGAGUUAGAUGCUUUGUUGGCAGAAUUGGAACUAACCUCGGAGAGUUUGAGUGAAGUUGACGCAACCCCCCCAAAGGUUUGCUUUCUUCUGGAACAUGACAACAAGGAUAAACGAGCAUCAACGGUAUCACAGACCCAUGUUGAGCAGAACAAGAAACUGAUUACCCCAGAAACCAAAAAGGUGCAACCAGCACUGAACAGUCAAUGUCAUGGAGAAGAUGCAGGCAACAUAUACAGCAAGGUGCCAGCUCCACGGCCCUUGGUCUCUUCAUCUUCUUCCACCUCAGCGGCUGAGCAGCUGGAUGACCUGCUGGCUUGCUUGGGAGCAAUGCAGUCCAAGGUGAAUCACGAAGGUCCUGCAGAGCCAUCACCAGGGGAACAGGAUACCACUGACACCCUAGACGGCAUGUUGGAAGGCCUGACUCAGGGACUGCAGGACCUUGGUGUUGCUGCUGUGCCAAAGGGCAGCUGUGCUUCCUGCCACAAACCGAUUGCUGGGAAGGUGGUCACAGCACUGGGACAAACAUGGCACCCAGAACACUUCACGUGUGCCCACUGUAGGAAAGAAAUGGGUGCCCGACCCUUCUUUGAACGGGACAGCAAGGCCUAUUGUCAGGAAGAUUAUCAUCAGCUCUUCUCCCCUCACUGUGCUUAUUGUACUGCACCAAUUAAAGAGAAAGUUCUUACAGCCAUGGAUCAGACUUGGCACCCAGAGCAUUUCUUUUGUGCCCACUGUGGGAAGAUGUUUGGGAAUGAUGGUUUCCAUGAAAAGGAUGGGAAACCAUACUGCCGGAGAGAUUAUUUGACCCUUUUCUCUCUCAAAUGCAAAGGCUGUGACCGGCCAGUGAUGGAUCAGUACCUGUCGGCCCUGAAUGCUGUCUGGCAUCCUGAGUGCUUUGUGUGUGGGGACUGUCUCUGCAGCUUCUCCAAUGGUGCCUUCUUUGAAUUAGAUGGGUGGCCCUACUGUGAGCUUCACUUUCACCAUCAUCAGGGGACAGUGUGCCAUGGAUGUGGGAAGCCCAUUGUUGGGCGUUGUGUCAGUGCCAUGGGGCACAGGUUUCACCCAGAGCACUUUGUUUGUGCCUUUUGCCUUACCCAACUGCACAAAGGCAUCUUUCAGGAGCAAAAUGACAAAGCCUAUUGUCACGCUUGCUUCAACAAACUCUUUGUUUGA
Messenger RNA from Gekko japonicus, 1289 nucleotides. RefSeq names its product leupaxin (gene LPXN). NCBI's taxonomy places the organism in Eukaryota, Metazoa, Chordata, Lepidosauria, Squamata, Gekkonidae. The record is from RefSeq and is a predicted model, not a curated record. Gene Ontology annotation, biological process: muscle structure development; actin cytoskeleton organization. The coding region runs from base 111 to 1289 and encodes 392 amino acids. Gene Ontology annotation, molecular function: muscle alpha-actinin binding; actin binding. Gene Ontology annotation, cellular component: adherens junction; stress fiber; filamentous actin. The transcript has 9 exons.